UUGAGAUUUCGAGCGCCACCAACGAUCGACAUGACGUGUAUAGUUAGGUGCCUAUUCUAUCUCGAGCUCCCUGGUAACUCAACUGUAGCCGGUAUCCUAGAUUCAACGUCACCCCAAGGCUCGAUCCUACCAUCACAAUGGGCGCAAUGGAUGUCAUCUUGCACCUGCUGCCACCGCUCACGAUCCUGAGCCACCUACUCGUCUCGCCCUUCACCAAAGUCGAGGAAUCCUUCUCCCUCCAGGCCACUCACGACAUACUUCGCCACGGCCUCCCAACCAGCAACGUUACCUCCUAUCUCACCGCGCACUAUGACCACCUGGCCUUUCCAGGUGCCGUCCCUCGCUCCUUCGUCGGGCCACUUCUCCUCUCGCAAGCCAGCAUACCAUUCAUCCACCUCUUUGGCGGCUCCGUGAACGAGCAAGUAAUAGUCCGUGGCACACUCGGUCUCCUCUCCUCUCUAGCACUGAGUUACUACAUCCGUCGCGUGCGCCUCGCCUAUGGCGCACCCACAGCAUGGUUCUACACAUUACUCCAGCUGUCGCAAUUCCACUUUGCAUACUACGCCUCGCGCACGCUCCCCAACACAUUCGCACUGAUCCCCUCGGUGAUCGCACACGCAUGUUUCCUUCCCGCGCCGGGCUGGCGGCAAUCCACGCAGCGGAACCAUCUCAAGCUCGGGAUCUACCUGCUGACCCUCGCCACGGUGGUAUUCCGCAGCGAGUUGGUGCUGCUCCUGGCAUUCCAGGCGUUGGACCUGCUAGUUUCGCGGCGGCUGACGCUGCCGCAAAUCUUCGCUGCCGGGCUCGCCGGCGGGAUCAUGGGGCUUGUGGCGACGCUCGCGGUGGACUCCUACUUCUGGCUGUCGUUCGGCGCCGCACCGAUCUUUACCACGCCGGUGCUGACGGAGCGCUUCGGCCUGCUGUGGCCCGAGUUCUCGGCCUUUCACUUCAACGCGGUGCUGGGCUCCGCUUCGCAAUGGGGGGAUAGUCACUGGCACUACUACUUCACCUCCGCGCUGCCGAAGCUGCUGCUCAACCCCACCAGCCUCGUGCUGCUACCCCUGGGCGCCUUCGCGCUGCCGCACGCAGCACGCGCACUCCUCCUACCCGCGCUCUCGUUCAUCACCGUCUACUCCGCCGCCGUGAAACACAAAGAGUGGCGCUUCAUCGUGUACACCGUCCCGCAGAUCACGCUGAUGUCCGCCCUCGCGGCGGCGUGGCUGUGGAAUCGCCGCGCGAAGUUUGUGGCCAUCCGACUGCUACUGCUGGCGGUGCUCGCGUCGGUCCCCGUGAGCUUAAUGGCGUCCGCCGGGAUGGCCGCAGUGAGCUCGUUUAAUUACCCCGGUGGCGAGGCGAUGCAGAGGGUUCACGCGCUUGCGGUGUCGGGGAAUACUACGGGCACGGAGAUGAAGGUCCACCUCGACGUGUUGACGUGCAUGACCGGCGCCACACGGUUCUUGCAGGAAGCGCCGCUGUAUCCCCCCUCGACACCUAAGUAUGCGAGUCACAUAGUCUGGGACAAGACGGAAGACGCGACUACGCUGCUCACGCCCGCCUUCUGGGAGGACGUGGAGUAUGCGCUCGUCGCGGCGAAGGAGAAGACGAUUGGCCCGUACGAGGUGGUGGAUGUCAUCCGUGGGUUUGGGGGCGUGCGGGUGUUCAGGCCUGGUGAUGAGGAGGGCGGCGAGGGGUGGGGGCUACGGAGGUAUCUGGGUGGGUGGUGGGUCGGUGUCAACAUGAGGGAGUGGAUAUGGAUCGUGCGUAGGCAGAGUUUGUAAAAAUAGCAGUAAUUCUAUGGCAUUGAUAUCCUCCUCCUCCUCCUCCUACUCCGCCG
Molecule: messenger RNA, 1834 nt
Organism: Tricharina praecox
Lineage: Eukaryota; Fungi; Ascomycota; Pezizomycetes; Pezizales; Pyronemataceae
Product: putative alpha-1,6-mannosyltransferase subunit
Exons: 3
Coding region: 138-1778 (546 amino acids)
Biological process (GO): protein N-linked glycosylation
Cellular component (GO): endoplasmic reticulum membrane
Molecular function (GO): alpha-1,6-mannosyltransferase activity
Source: RefSeq, a predicted model, not a curated record